Messenger RNA from Emericellopsis atlantica, 1458 nucleotides. RefSeq lists its product as uncharacterized. The record is from RefSeq and is a predicted model, not a curated record. The transcript is spliced from 2 exons. NCBI's taxonomy places the organism in Eukaryota, Fungi, Ascomycota, Sordariomycetes, Hypocreales, Bionectriaceae. Bases 266 to 1444 code for a protein of 392 amino acids.
GUAUCAGACGAAGGGUCGCGUCACGCGCUAAUAGUGAAUUGUUUUGAGAGUUGCCAGUGGAGUCCAGCAUUCUUGCUUUGCCCUUCUUUUCAUUACAUGCUUUCCACCUACGUGAAAGAAAUGGGCUUCACCGUUUCUCGACCACACCACCUCAACCUCGUGGCUUGGCUCAUCUCCAGAUGUGAAAGAAUCGGCUUCAUCUUUCUUGGAAGACUCAAGAAUUCAGCCUUCUGACUUUUGCUUCAACAAGCGGUGUCUUCACGUCAUGAACCCGAACAACAAUGUUGCAGAGGGCACGCUGCCUCCAGUAGCCCGCGCAUAUCAGGACUGGCUCAACAAGUACGCGCUAGAGAUGAAGCAACCUGAGAUCAAUGAAUGCCAUUUCAUACUGAGGAAGCUGGCUACUACGAGUGGCCCCCCGAAACCAAAUCUGAGCCUCCACCCGAUCUGGAAACACUACAUGACUGACAAAGAUGGUGAUAUUGUCUGGGGUGUGUUUUAUGCGCUACGCCUCCUAUACAUCGACAAGCGAUCGGAGCUGCGUGGCUCAGGCGACUUUGAGGUAGGCAACCGUCAGAUUGCUGAAAAAAGGUUGUUGCAGAGCCCACUGGCCCGCAAGAUCAAAGAGAGAUAUCCCAAUGUCAAUCUGAGAGAGGCAGUCUGGCCUGGACCUGCACCACCACGCCCAGAGUCGUGGGACAUUUCUCAAAACCAGUCAGUGUCGCCGCAAAAAUCACAGAAGCGCAAGCACCGAGUGAUUUCCGAUAGCGACGACGAGCACCACGAUGAACCAGGAUAUCCAGUACAGUCAGAUAUACCGUCCCAGGAAGAAGCGCCGGCUAGAGCGCGACUGCUUCCAAAGAGGAAGUCAGGAAACCGCCGAGUGAGCUACGACCCAAAGGAGUUCUUUGCCGGAUUGGACCUUGGCGGUGAUUGUAAUGCAGCACCGACAAAGCCGAAAAAAGAAUCAAUCAAACCAGAAGGCCACCUCAAGUUGGAAGCCAAGAGCUCCCAGCUUUCAACUACUCUGUCUCUUAGACCACCGACCGCUCAAGCCAAGAAGCAGAGCACUUCCACGGCCAACGGGACAGAGAAUACACAGAUCCCAGCUGAUGAACGAACCGUUUCACGACAAGUCGUGGCCGAGCAGGAUGCAGCUCAGCCAGCAAAUGAGUCUGAAAGCACAUCUCAACUCAAUGCCCGCAUUCAAGACCUUGAAACGGAGAUCGACUCACUCCGCCGGCGCAUGGAGAACCAAGUCAAGAUCGCCAAGGAUGCUUUGGCACGAGAAGAGAAGGCGAUCAAAGCAAACAGAGAGCUCUACGCGUGCUUGGAGCCUCUGCGUGUCCAGGAACCCCCGACUCCCGUUGGAGUGUCUGAGGACGUUGCAUCCCUUGUCGAACGAAUGGUUGCUCAACAGAUCGAGAACAUGAGGAACCGAUGAGUAUGCAGUUCGGA